AUGGAUCCCAACGCCGGUUCUGGUUCGAAAGCAUCUGCGACGGCCUCGCGCGUUCUAGAGUCGGUGAAAAGUGUCGCGAGGGUGCAGGAUAGCGAGCUGCAACGUUGGCACAAGACCUUCGAUGCGAAUGCGAAGACGGUGGUUGACGGAGAGAAGUACCACAGAUUCUUGGACGUCGACCAAUUUGUCAAUGCCAUCGCACCGUCGGGCGACCUGACGCGUAUCGGCCGUGCUCAGUUCGCUAUCCUCUUCCGUGUGGCCGACAGUGCGAAAAGAGGCCGCGUUUCGUGGGAUGAUUUUACCGUGUUCCAGACCUUGCUCAAGCGUCCAGACGCAGACUAUUGGAUCGCCUUCCAGUAUUUUGACGUUGAUAGCUCUGGGACUAUUACUUUCGAUGAGUUCAAGAAUGUGUUUUCGGCCAAUGUUGGUCGGGAUGCUAUCCCUUUCGAUUUCAACUGCGAUUGGGUCAAGCUCUAUCUCGGAAAGAAGAAUGGGACUCACGUCCUUGGAUACAAUGAGUUUACCCAACUCCUGAAAGGCCUCCAAGGCGAACGUCUACGCCAGUCUUUUGCCUACUUGGACGACAACCAGGAUGGAUUCAUCAGGCCGGACCAAUUCAAGAGGAUCAUCCUGGAAAUCGCGGGCCACAAACUGUCUGACGCCGUCAUUGACCGUCUGCCGACACUGACUACUCUCAGCCCCGGAGGACGCAUAUCGUACUCUGAAGUCAUCGCGUUCCAUAAUGUCGUUCGAGAGAUGGACAUGGUCGAGCGUGUCCUCCGCGAAGCCACCGCUAAGUCGAAAGACGGUCGGAUCGACGAGGCCGACUUCAUGAACCACGCAGCCCUGAGCUCGCGCUAUUCGCUGUUCACGCCCAUGGAGGCGUCCAUCAUCUUUCACUUUGCCGGACGAGGUGUCGGUGGGCAGCGACUUGCAUUGAUCGACUUUGCGCAGUUGUUGGACCCUCGGUGGAAGGCGCCCGGGGACGCCAGCGAGGUGCAUAAUAUCGCGGAGACGUUGUCUGUCGGAUUGCUCCAUCAGGUGGGAGAAUCAGCGUAUCAUUUCGUUCUUGGAGGUAUCGCUGGAGCGUUCGGAGCCACUAUCGUUUAUCCCAUAGAUCUCGGUACAACUAGAAUGCAGAACCAACGUAGCACGGUGGUCGGCCAGCUCUUAUACAAGAACAGCAUGGAUUGUGUGCGAAAAGUAUUCCGCAAUGAAGGCUUCCUGGGUUUCUAUCGUGGACUGGGUCCUCAACUAAUCGGUGUCGCUCCAGAAAAGGCCAUCAAGCUCACCGUCAAUGAUCUCAUCCGUGGGCGCGCAAUGGACCCAGAGACCGGACGGAUUAAAUUGGGAUGGGAGCUGGUAGCCGGUGGUACUGCUGGAGGUUGUCAAGUGGUGUUCACCAACCCACUGGAGAUUGUAAAGAUCCGCUUACAGGUCCAGGGAGAGGCGGCCAAGGCUGAGGGUGCGCUGGCCAAGGGCGCCGUUCACAUUGUUCGCCAGCUGGGUCUCGUCGGUCUCUACAAGGGAGCAAGUGCAUGCUUGCUCCGUGACAUCCCAUUCUCUGCGAUCUACUUCCCCGCGUAUUCACAUCUGAAGAAGGACAUCUUCCAUGAAGGUUAUCAGGGGAAACGAUUAUCAUUCCUUGAAACUCUGACCUCCGCUGCCAUCGCUGGAAUGCCUGCGGCAUACCUGACAACUCCGGCAGAUGUGGUGAAGACUCGCUUGCAGGUGGAAGCACGGAAAGGGCAGACACACUACAAAGGCCUCACUGAUGCGUUCGUCAAGAUUUACCGAGAGGAAGGGCCCCGCGCGCUGUUCAAAGGAGGACCUGCUCGUGUCCUGAGAAGUAGCCCGCAGUUUGGAUUCACUCUCGUCGCGUACGAGUACCUGCAGAAGGUCCGUUCGCUCUAUCCGUUCAAGGAACAGCCUCGAGAGGUACAGACGGCUCUUACCUCGGGACCUUCUGAGGACAUUGCCAAGACGCGUGCGAGAAAUGCACUCAAGAUCUUAUUGGAUGUCCAUGGAGAUUUUGGUAGACGCUCGUCGGUUUGA
Molecule: messenger RNA, 2055 nt
Organism: Stereum hirsutum FP-91666 SS1
Lineage: Eukaryota; Fungi; Basidiomycota; Agaricomycetes; Russulales; Stereaceae
Product: mitochondrial inner membrane protein
Exons: 17
Coding region: 1-2055 (684 amino acids)
Biological process (GO): malate-aspartate shuttle; L-glutamate transmembrane transport; aspartate transmembrane transport
Molecular function (GO): calcium ion binding; L-aspartate transmembrane transporter activity; L-glutamate transmembrane transporter activity
Source: RefSeq, a predicted model, not a curated record